CAUCUCACUCCUCCUUGCAAGUUUUGAAGGAAUAGAAAAAGACACCUUUUCGCUGCAGUAUAUGUGUAGUACUAUCCACACGAGCACUGAACGUUCUGAGAGAGAUCUUUUUCCAAUUUUGCCAGGUGCAGUUCAACACGACGGUGGUGGGGCGUGUAGAUUGAUGAGGAAUCCUGGUGAGUCUGAGCGGCCAGGUAUCAACAGCGGCAGCCCGAAACAUCGACGGCGAUACAACCAUCUGGCCAGCAGCACAGCGAAGAAAGAGGUCAAGGAAGUCAAUCAGCCACCACAAUAAAAAUGGUGAUUAAGAGGAACCCCGAUGCUCUCGAAGACAUCGAGAUGCCAGACUCUUCCGUUUCAUCCGAAGAAGAGUCGGCCAGUUCUAUUUCCAACGCCGAGGAAUCCAGCAUACGCAGUAGCAGCACGAGCACCCAUCUCGAUCAAAGCAGCAUUCGCAGCGGUAGUAGUGUCAAUCUUGAUCACAGCAGCCUACAAAGUGGCACUGCAUCACUGCUCGACGUUGGAGCCUUCACCGCUACCUCUGUCACCCAGCACUACUCGACACAAGUAGGGUCAGCGCCUCAGAAUGCUGCUCCUGGUACGAAAGAAGCAGAUGACAUGUUCAACUUGGCACGGCACUAUCAAAGUGCAACAGGUCCCGCUAAUAGAAAUACAAAGACGACAGCUUUCACCGCUCAGGGCUUCUUUGCCCCGAGCGAGACGUUCGAUGUGGACCAAUCGGUGAAUUUCAUGGAUCACAAUCGGGCAAACUACACGCCGCCUCCACCAAGACUUUCAACUGCUCGAAGUCGUUUUCAACGAAAUCGUGGGUCCACAGUCCGAGGAUCGUCGUUUGCGUCGUUUGUGUCUGUCUUUUUGUCGGGCCGUACCGGAGUGGGAAGUGCCGGAUCGGGAGAUACCGGAACGGGAGUUGAACGAAGUGAAGAGGAAGAAGACAAACCCAGCAUUUGGCCCCGGCUAGGUGCGUGGUUCGUCAUUCUUCUGAGCUUUGGGUUGGCUGCAGCCUUCUUGGCGUUGUCAGUACCCCACUUGUCGAAAAGAUCUUUUUCGAAUGGGCCGAGUGACGAGGAGGAAGCGAGGAAGCGCCACCAAGCUAUCCAUGGGGCAGUGUUGGCCAGUGGGCUAACGCACCCCAGGGAUUUGGAUAACUACAACGCCAGCCAGUUCUAUGCACUUCAGUGGUUGACUGAAACAGAUCCAGCCAAGUUGGAAGCAGACGAUCCUGGGCUGCCCAAACGCUAUGCCUUAGCAACCUUCUAUUACUCCAAUCACCCCGAGAUUGCCUCGGAUCACAGCAAAGGAACGCUCAGACGGUUGUCUUCUGGUUGGGAGCACCAAGCUAAUUGGAUGACGCGAUCAGAUAUAUGCCACUGGUACGGGAUUAUCUGCGAAACUGUCAAUCAACACAACAAGGAUGUGGUCCAUUGGAAUAUGACAGCCAACAAUCUCAAAGGAUCAAUCCCGUCGGAAAUCGUCGCCCUUUCGAACCUAGUUUCACUGGACUUGUCCUCCAACAGCCUGUCCGGGACACUUCCUACCGUGAUUUAUGCCAUGCCUUUUCUCAAGGAUCUGAUGCUGAGCGACAACGCACUGAAUGGAACAAUCUCUGACGAGAUUGGCUUCUUUUAUCCAGCCGAAACAAUUGACUUGUCUAAAAACGAACUGCAAGGGAGCUUGCCUGCAUCAAUCAACAGGGGGGCUGUCAACUUGAGACUUCUCAAUGUGGCAGACAAUGAUUUAAAAGGAACCCUCCCUGACAUCACGAGACUGACAAAGCUUUCUCACCUCUUAUUGAAUGAAAACAAGUUUGAAGGGCAGUUUCCCGUCUCUCUGACCAGCAUAUCUAGCAUUGUUCAAAUCAACAUGGAGAACAACAUGCUGACUGGAUCUCUCCCGCCUGAGAUCAAAGAGUUGUCAAAUCUUGAAAUCUUGGCAUUGGGCCACAACAGUUUCAAUGGGGCAAUCCCUGACGUUCUCGGGGAACUUCACAACCUUACCGAGAUCCGACUGCAGAAGAAUUUGCUCGAACACAAGCUUCCGGUGUCUCUUGGCAAGCUCUCAAAGCUCAAAACGCUGAUGCUAGAUUCCAACAAGCUCAUUGGAUCUAUACCAGACAAGUGGAUGGACAUGGUCGAGCUAGAGGCCCUCAUUCUGCACAAGAACGCUUUGACAGGCUCCAUUGCAUCAGACAUGGGGAGGCUUGUCCACCUGCAAGAUCUCUGGCUGAAUAAGAAUCACAUCACCGGAACGUUGCCAAGCCAACUAGGUUUGCUAACUGACCUCGUCACUUUGUAUCUUGAGCACAACGAUAAGUUGGAAGGGCCCGUUCCUACAGAGCUUGGCAAUCUCAAUGCACUAGAGGCACUUCGAAUGGCCAAAACAGCGCUGACCGGUGUCGUCCCAGAAGAAGUGUGCAGGUUGAAAAUGAAAUUCGAGCUAGUAUUUGUCUCGGCAAGCUGUAACAGUCUGCGGUGUAUCUGCUGCGACAAAUGCUCAUGACCAGACGACAUCCAGAUGCCUUCAGGCUGGGGACGAUCACCAAAGCUUUCCUUUUCUUGGGUGACGUAAAUCAACUCUGUACGAAUAUGUUAUAACUCUUUCGAUAACUGCAUGAAUCUUUUGCUAGAAUUGUGUGACAACGUCUCACAUCGAUGCGCACACUGCCGA
Molecule: messenger RNA, 2688 nt
Organism: Seminavis robusta
Lineage: Eukaryota; Bacillariophyta; Bacillariophyceae; Naviculales; Naviculaceae
Source: the annotation of a GenBank genome assembly